Necator americanus (New World hookworm) is the source of this 342-nucleotide messenger RNA. RefSeq lists its product as uncharacterized. The record is from RefSeq and is a predicted model, not a curated record. Gene Ontology annotation, molecular function: protein serine/threonine phosphatase inhibitor activity; protein phosphatase 1 binding. Gene Ontology annotation, cellular component: nucleus. The transcript is spliced from 4 exons. The coding region runs from base 1 to 342 and encodes 113 amino acids. NCBI's taxonomy places the organism in Eukaryota, Metazoa, Nematoda, Chromadorea, Rhabditida, Ancylostomatidae.
AUGGAGGCGUCGGCCGCUGCAGCUCUCACGACAGAAGUAAUAACUGAACAGCGCCAAAAUGACAAGGAGGAUCUCGUUCUGAGACUGCGAUCAACUCCUGUGGACGAUGGGCCUCGAGUCACUUGGGCACCUGAUGUGAUAGAUAACGAGCAUCUUGGUCGACUGAAAUCAAAUUGUUGUUGCAUAUAUACCAGACCACGAGUUUGGGAUGACCCAAGCACGUGGGAGCAGGACGAAGCCGAAACGGAACAUUGUCGUGGGCAUACUCUUCCACCUCCAAGAAAACCGGACGGAAACGCUUCAAAUCCGGAAUGCUUCAGUGAGAGAAGUGAUGAAGAUUGA